GCGCAUGCGCGCGGCGUUUCCUUAGCAACCAGGCGGGUCCCGGCCGGGCGGAGGCCGCGGCGGAGCCGGGGGCUCGCGUAGAUGUGCAGCCCGGGGAGGGCCCCCCCUGGGCCGGCCCCGGCCGGGGACCUGCCCCCGGAGUGGGAGACGGACGACGAGCGUAUGGCUUUCCUCUUUUCGGCCUUCAAGCAGAGCCGCGAGGUGAACAGCACCGAGUGGGACAGCAAGAUGGCCUUCUGGGUCGGCCUGGUGCUGGCCCGCGGCCGGCGCCGCGGCGCGGUGCGCACCUGCCUGAGGGAGCUGCAGAACGGCUUCGAGAGGAGGGGCAGCGUCCCGCUGGGCCUCGGCACGGUGCUGAGGGAGCUGCUCAGGCGCGGCAAGAUGCAGAGGGAGGCAGACUUCAUGGCCAGCGUGGACAGCAGCUGGAUCUCCUGGGGCGUGGGAGUCUUCAUCCUGAAGCCCCUGAAGUGGACUCUCUCGAGCGUGCUGGGCGACAGUAAGGUACCCGAGGAAGAGGAGGUCCUGAUUUAUGUGGAGCUGCUUCAGGAGAAGGCAGAGGAAGUCUAUCGCCUGUACCAGAACUCUGCGCUUUCUUCUCACCCUGUUGUUGCCCUCUCAGAGCUGCGUUCCCUCUGUGCCAGUGUUUGUCCGGAUGAAAGGACGUUCUACUUGUUGCUGCUGCAGCUGCAAAAGGAAAAGAGGGUCACAAUCCUGGAACAGAAUGGAGAGAAGAUCGUGAAGUUUGCCCGAGGUCUUCAUGCCAAAGUGUCCCCGAUGAAUGAUGUGGACAUUGGGGUGUAUCAGUUGAUGCAGAGCGAACAGCUGCUGUCACAGAAGGUGGAGUCCCUUUCCCAGGAAGCAGAAAAGUGUAAAGAAGAUGCCCGGAGUGCUUGUAGAGCUGGCAAAAAGCAAUUGGCGCUGAGGUGUCUGAAGUCGAAACGGAGGACAGAGAGGCGCAUUGAAGAGCUUCAUUCCAAGCUGGAUGCAGUGCAAGGGAUCUUGGAUCGCAUAUACGCCUCCCAGACUGACCAGAUGGUGUUUAAUGCCUAUCAGGCUGGCGUGGGAGCUCUGAAACUGUCUAUGAAGGAUGUUACUGUGGAGAAGGCGGAGAACCUGGUGGAUCGAAUACAAGAGCUUUGUGAUACUCAAGACGAAGUAGCCCAGACUCUGGCUGGAGCAGGAAUCAAUGGUCUAGAGAUGGAUACCGAGGAACUUGAGAAGGAGCUGGACAGUCUCCUCCAGGACUCGACUAGGGAGCCCGUAGACCUGCCUCCUGUUCCCCAGAAGGUGCUGAAUCCAGCCAUUUCAGAUGCUGAGCUCGAAGCUGAAUUGGAAAAGCUCUCUCUUUGUGAUGGAGAUUUGGCACAAAAGACUCCCUCUGCUUCCUCUGAACCCAAAACAGCUCUGGGACUGAAUCUCUAAAGACCCAACAGCAUCCUGUUGCCGCAGUUUGAGAAGUUGUCUUAAGGUUCCUUAACUAAUGACUAAAACUUUGGGACGGAAGGGUAGUAGUCCCCUCUUCUUCGUGAAUAUCACCUUGCUAAGCAACAGGAUCUCCUGCCAUGACAAUCCACUCUGGAACUGGCCCCAGCUGGUGUUUGUCAUCUCUGUGCCAACAUCUGCACUGGUCUCAAUUUGACUUGUUAUCCCAAGUCACCCGUGACAUCGAGUCUUCCCUUCUGGGAACGCAGUGAAGAUAAACUCUUCAAUGUCCAUAACAGUGCUGUUUUUUUUUUUUUCUUUGCUGUGGCUGAUGUUGAGAAUCUGAGUUGCAGCAGUAUUGCAGUUGCUCAACAUUUGGCUGUUUGUGUGGUUGUUUAAAACACUUGGCACAUACCUUACGUCAAGGACAGUACUUAUCUGCAACGAGCUUAAGCACCUGUUGGUAGUUCUAUCCCUCCCUGUCUGUAUUUUGCACGGUUGUGGACAACUAGACACUGUAACUGUUAAAUUGUAGGAGAUUUUGUUGCUGCACUAGGGGGCAGCAAUCGCAAGCACAAGACAAAAAUAAUUCCUCUUUCUGUAAUGACACUAAGGCCUUAAAAGGGAGACCUGCAAAAGAUUUUCAAUGAAGGAGUUCCUUAUGCUGCCCUUGGUGACAAAGGUUUGCAGUCACUAGGAGAAAAAUUUUUCUGCUUGCUCUUACUUGGAGUUUGAGCUGUUUGCUAUUUUUGUACCUUCCCUGUUCGCAAAACAGCAUCAGGAUGAUCUGCUUUGAGGUCUCACGUGGAGUGAUUUGGGGUGGGUGGGGAAGGGAUAAAUAUUUUUUUUCCCCUUUCUGAGUGGACGGUUUCAUGUAACAGUCUCAUCUUCGCCUUCAGUCUUGAUGUUGCAAUCCCACAAGAUUGUGGGUUACCAGAAAGCCCCCAAACAAAACCCUGUGCGUGUUUCUAAUGCAAAAACAAAGCAAAAAGCCACCAAGCACAGCAACUGAAGAUGUUUUUAGAGGUUGUCUUUACCCAGUGGAAGUGAAACCGUCAUCUUUUGCAGGUCACUUUUUUAUUAUGUGUAUGCACUUAAAAAAAAAAAAAAGCAGAAAGCCUGGUACCUAACACAAAUAAACAAAUUCCUUUAGGAAGGGAAAUGGGCACGGGCUUUCUGCACGCAGAGUCUGUGCAGCAACGUGUUGAUCUGUAACCAGUCUUCUCUGCACCUCUCCCUGCCUCAGAAUGUAUUCCUGUCACCGUUCAUCUCCUGGCUUCAUCCUGUGCCAAACUCUACUCCUAGAGCCAUGUGCGUGGCAGCUUGGGGGAACAGAAAACUGGGGCUGGAGUUUCCGUGCCCUGUUUAUUACUGACAAACCAGCUUGAGCCCCAGAGCGCCACGGAAGGAGUUACUGGUGUCAGCUAGGGUGCUUUGUCACUUCGGUUGGGGAGUACAGACUGCUGCCAGAGAUCGUGUGCUGUGGCCAGCGAGCAGUUUACCCCGGCUGCACAUGGAAUGAUGUGAAAUGACUUGAAGCUCUGUAUUCCUUUCCUUUGUAAAACAAACAGGAGAAAAACCACUGUGUUUUCUGCCUAGAUGUAAUAAAGGGGAGAGGAGGAACCAGA
Molecule: messenger RNA, 3050 nt
Organism: Anas platyrhynchos (mallard)
Lineage: Eukaryota; Metazoa; Chordata; Aves; Anseriformes; Anatidae
Gene: CHMP7
Product: charged multivesicular body protein 7
Biological process (GO): vesicle budding from membrane; late endosome to vacuole transport via multivesicular body sorting pathway
Cellular component (GO): ESCRT III complex; cytoplasmic side of plasma membrane; multivesicular body
Source: RefSeq, a predicted model, not a curated record